This is a messenger RNA of Larimichthys crocea (large yellow croaker), 4191 nucleotides long. It is a transcript of the gene nt5dc1, whose product is annotated as 5'-nucleotidase domain containing 1. The transcript has 12 exons. The record is from RefSeq and is a predicted model, not a curated record. Bases 364 to 1743 code for a protein of 459 amino acids. Gene Ontology annotation, molecular function: 5'-nucleotidase activity. NCBI's taxonomy places the organism in Eukaryota, Metazoa, Chordata, Actinopteri, Sciaenidae.
CGGUUUCGUCCCCGGCCCACACACCCGGAAGCAGUGCACGCUCCCGUCGCUCUCACUCGCCUCUCUGCCGCCUUCUUCAGGCGCACAGGAGUUUAACUUCUGGCUCCAUAUGUGGAACUUAUUGACGGUAACCGUUCACUGAUAACCGAUUCGUGUGCAGGAAAACGGGCUCGGUGACUCGUUUUCACGGUGCCGUUUUAGAAGAGCGGAAAGCGCGCGAGCGGACCGCAGUGCCAUCCCCGCCGUCACACAGUGACAUUGACACAGACAUCAGUACGGUAGUGUUGUGCCGCCGUGCACGAGUUGAUGUGUGUACAGUGACGCUGAGCUCCCCGCAGGUUCCCCUCCACCGCCGCAGCCACAAUGAGCGAAUACUUCAGCCUGGCGGACUGUGAUGUUAUCGGCUUCGACCUGGACCACACGCUCUGCCGCUACCAUCUGAAGGAGACCUCCAGGCUCAUCUAUGAGAGCUUUACCAGGUAUCUGGUGGAGCAUAAAGGCUAUGACAAGGACCUGCUGAACCUAACCCCCGCCACCUGGGAUUUCUGUUUUAAAGGGCUCGUGGUCGAUUUGGAAGAUGGAAACCUUGUGAAGCUGGCUGAAGAUGGAACUGUCUUACGAGCAACACAUGGAACCAAUGACCUCAGCACAGAAGAGAUCAUCAAACAUUAUGGCCCAAAAAGGGAAUGGAAGCACUUCAAUAGCCUCAAUACCUCCUUCACAAGAUCUGCAAAAUACUAUUUCUAUGACAACUACUUUGAUCUACCAGGGGCUCUCCUCUGUGGAAGAGUUGUGGACAUGUUGCAUAAGCGAGGAAAUGAGGUGAAUUCCAACUUUUGGAAGGACAUGGUUGCUGCCAUUGACCACAAUUACAACACAUCUGCAUUCAAAGAUGAUGCAGGGACCUACUUCCCCAGUGUGAAGAGGGACCCAGGCCGGUACCUCCAGCCCUGCUCUGACUCCGUUAAGACCUGGCUGCGCAGCAUGAAGAACGCUGGGAAGGUCCUCCUCCUCAUCACCAGCUCCCACAGUGACUACUGCAGGCUUAUCUGUGAACACAUCUUGGGGAAGGAUUUUGAAGAGCUGUUUGAUGUGAUCAUCACAAACGCACUGAAGCCUGGUUUCUUUUCUUUGGUCCCUCAGCAGAGGCCCUUCAGGACCCUUGUUAGCGACGUGGAGGAGAGCGAGGGGCUGCCGUCGCUCGACAAACCCGGCUGGUACUCCCAGGGCAACUGGCCUCACCUCCACGAGCUGCUCAAGACCAUGACGGGGAAAACAGAGCCCAAGGUCGUGUAUUUUGGAGAUAGCAUGAGGUCGGACAUGUUCCCUGCCAGCAGCUUUGGGAAGUGGGAGACAGUAAUGAUCGUAGAGGAAAUGGAGGGGGAGGGCGUCCCAAAGAGUAGCGCCGCAAUGUCCAAUGAGGCCCAAGUGGAGCCGCUGGAGAAAAAGGGAAAGUUUGAGGAGCAGGGCAUGAAGGCACCGUCCGCUGCGUCAAACCAGUGGGGCUCCUACUUUGUCGAUGUACACCGAAGCGGAGGAGGGGACGAGGAGAGCCAGAAACUGACCUGGUGCUGCCACUGCAUUCACAAAUACAGCACCAUGGCCAUCCCCAGUGUGGAGCACAUAGCAGAUCUCCCUCUGGAUUAUAAAUUCCCCAGGUUUUCUCCUGACAAGCCCUGUACCACCGGCUACUACCCCAGGCCCCCGGAUUCUUUGCUGAAGAGGUGCGAGGGUUUGUCCUAAAAUCAAAAAUCAAUAAAAUAAAGAAAAAGGGAAAACGUUGAAGAAAAAAAAAAGAAGUCCUCCCUUACCCCUCUGCCUCAGGAGAGGAACGUGCCUCCAUUUUUGCCUGUAGUUUCCCACCUGACCCCGCCGCCAUCUGUGGAGCACAGGAAGCAUACAGUCCUCACCCGUUCAGAGAAACCAUGUGAAUGUAAGCCACAGUAUCUCUCUGUAAUAACGCCAACAUUUGAACGUCGUUUCGUGGUUUAGUGUACCGUACACGUGGAAAUACGACAUAAUAAGUGUGCGUGUGUGUGUCUGCAUACAGUAAUAAUAGGAAAUGUAGUGUUUUUAUUGUUUCAUAUGUGAGGCCCUCUAUUGUUUUCCAUGGUAAAUGGUAAAUUUCUUCAAAGUUUUCCGAAAUAAAGUGAACAUUUUACCGUCUCUUUAUCCCUGAAGUGAUUACCUCAAGAACGUUCUCCACUGUAAGCAGAUGGUCACAGUGUGUUUGUCCCCUAAAAACCUCUUAAGAAUCAUUGUGUCAGUAUUUCUGUAUAAGUUAUUGUGAGCUCUUUCUUUCAAUAUACUUUGACUGUAUGCAUUUUAGUGACCGUAACAUGAGGUCUGGUGUUUCCCUCAUGUCAGUUUCGUAGAGGGUGUUAAUCUUCAGGUCAUUGUUGCUAAAGACAAGGCACAAUGCUGUCCUUCAUGUUGGCCGUUUCAAACAAUAAUAAUAAUAAGAAUAAUAAUAACGGAUGAAGAAGACUAUGCUCGAUGUUCUCAGUAUUAUUUUUUGGUGCCAGUGACAUGUGCUUUUUGAGUGAUUGUGUAAAAAAUGUGGACUACUUGUGCUUCAUUCAUAUGCAGUACCAGACGAAGAUAUGCUUUAGCCGACUUCUGAAUGGUUGUUUUGUUGGCGUGCAUAGACGAGUUGUGCCAUAAUAUUCAAGGAACACUCCGUUUGGGCGAAAUCUGUGGAUGUUUACUUUUUGCUGUCAAGUCACGGAGGAUUGAUUUUCCAUUUUAUCUCUGUGCAUCCGGGAAGUGUUUAGCCUAGCUUAGAACCAACUGGAAUACAUGGGGCACAAAUGUGGUGCAUCACGUAGGCAGUGCAGGGUUUGUUCAUUAACUGGAUUGUUUUAAGUACAGGAUCAUAGAUACACAUUGCUUCGGUUAGAUAGAACAAAAAUAGACUAGAUAUGUAAAAUGGGGAUGAGAGGCAUGAUGCUGCACAGCUUUCAUGGUCAAUGGAACAGCUUCAGUUAAUUAAAAUGGAUGCACCAUGUCCAUAGCCCCAUGUAUUUUAGCUGUGAGACUGGACCACAUCAAAACUGUAUUAAAAAUACAAUUUAAAUCAAUAAAGUGUAUUUGUGACAUGAAGUCAUAUAAGGUACAGUCACACCAGUUCCUUUAAUUUAUACAAAAAAAAGAUUCCUAGAAUGGAAAUAAUUACUUGGAUCAAAGUGAUGUCAUCUGUUUGGAUCAGUUCAGGUCCACCACAUUUAGUCUCAGUCCUAAUUAUCCUUAGGUCUUUUGAGAUGAAGUCCAGUCCUAAGGUCAGGUUGGGUCUUUGAUAAUUACUUCAUACACGUAAAGUUCGGUGAGGUUUCCUGCAUUUUGGAUUGGGCCUAAAAAUAUUCAUUUAGAUUCUGAUGUAAACGUGGUAGCAAGAGAGAGGAGAGAGGACGUUUCAGAUAUAUGGCUGCCACUUUCUUGUGACUUCACUUUUGUCCUUGACUUUAGUGCCAAAUCCCAAACCCGUCCACGUUACUCCUCAGGUGGUUUGGUGUCAUCUGUUCAGCACAUUUAGCUAGUUCACUAGUUUGUUAAGGGGCAGCCAAUAGAACAGAGUGACCAUGAACUUUACAAAUGCCUUCUACUGGAGAACAAGGUCAGCCUCUCGCACUGUAAAUUGUAGUUUCGGAGAGAUUGUUUUUCUGUCUGAACUGUAGUUUGAGUUAGCACCUAAAUUCGCUUCUUCUAAGCUCACAAACUACAAUGUUUUUUUAGAAGUGCUUCUGACAAAGUCAGAUUAGUUAUCUAGCUUCUUUUAGUCUUUGUACUAAGCUGGGCUAAACAUCACUAUGCUAACCAGGCAAAGAUGAUACUGUAGGUAAGUUUCCAGACAAGAAAGUUUCCCCAAAUGUGGAAGUGUUCCUUUUAAAAUGACCAUCAUCUCACAAAUGACGGGAGAAUAUUAGGACAAUAAGCAGCAUACAACUGUCAGCAUGGAUGUGAGAUUGGGCAUCCGAGUGAUUUAUUACUUGUGCUGUGUGUGCAAGUGUGUUAUGCAUACAGCUGUUGUGAUUGUACUCUUCUUUUCUCAUCUGACCUGGAAAAUUUGACUUGCACAUUUGCCUUAUGUUGGAUUCAUUUGUGCUCUUAUGUUCUUUAAAACACAGGGAAAGUUCAAGUCUGUGUUCCAGUGUUGAAGUACUGUCGAAAUAAAAAUGUUCUACAAUUUUCCUA